AUGUCGAAAAGAGGCAAACGUGGUGUUGCUUCUUUUCAAAAGAAUUAUAAAGAGGAGGAUUAUAAGGUAGAUUUUGACAAAAAUAAUCGCCCGGUGGGUGCAAUGAGUUCUCCAUUUAUGUCAUGGUUUGGGCUGAAAGUUAGACAAACGUUUCCAUAUCAUAUUGAUACGAAGGAUUUUGAAAGAAACCGGUGGGAAGAAUUAUGGUUGGAUACCAAGAGGUUAUGGAAUAUUCAAACUGAUGGGGCAAAAAAGUUUAUGCUUAAAAAAGCAAAGAAGCUUUGUACAAAAUUCAGAAGCAGGCUUGUUAUCAACUAUGUUAAUAAAGGAAAAAGGCCUUUUGAGAAAUAUGCAUAUCUCGAUCCUGCGCAUUGGGAUGAAUUCGUUCAGAAAAAGACAAGCAAAGAAUUUUUGGAUAUAAGCGAGAAGGCCAAAGCAAGUGCAAACGCGAACACAAACUUCUCCCGACUAGGACGAACUGGGUUUGCGGGAUUGGAUGCUAAAACCGAUAUCAUAUGGCCUCUACUUGAAGCAAAGUAUCCAUAUCUUAAAACUAUACAAGAUAAACGUGCCAAAGCGUGGAUAAUGAGUAAAAAAAUAAAAAACCCAGAAACUAACUCGUAUGAACUUGCACCAGAUUCGCAUGAAACAAUCGAACGUUUGGUCCGCACCGAGAGAGAGAUGAUAGAAGAUGGUAGUUAUUUUGCCGGAAAGGAUGACCCGAUUGUUAGAGUUAUGGGACGUGAACACGGCGGAAGAACACGGGCAGUCUCCGAGCUUAUAGGUUCAACACAGGUUCAUGGAGGAUUGUUCAACAAUAGUAAAAAGCGAGCAAGAAGGUGCAAUAGUUUGGAUGCGAACAAGGAGAAAGGCUCGGUAUCAUGGGUGGACAAGAAUUCCGGUGGACCGAUCAUAUCCUAUCCACCUAUCGAGAAAUUGACACCAUGUGAGAUGCUUUUUCCAUUCCAAGUUAGUGAUGAGUUGACGGUGGCUAUAGGGCAGAUAUGGCCAACUUCUGAUAGGAUUCUACAUGGCAAACUAAUAAGCGAGGGUUUUGUAAAAGUUCAAGUAGAUAACGUCAUUGAAGGUUGCGAGAAAAUGCCUGUUCUUGAAGUAACUAAAACUGUGGACAUUAAAUGUGUUGGAGACAUGCUUCACUGUUUUGUUCAAUGGCCAAGGGAUGCAGUAAAGAUUGUGAACAAGGAAACAUCCAGCAGAUUGAGGAAGACCCGUAUGAACUACAAAUGCCUAUUCAACAAAACAUUGAUCAGAUGA
This is a messenger RNA of Helianthus annuus (common sunflower), 1275 nucleotides long. RefSeq lists its product as uncharacterized. The record is from RefSeq and is a predicted model, not a curated record. The coding region runs from base 1 to 1275 and encodes 424 amino acids. The transcript has 8 exons. NCBI's taxonomy places the organism in Eukaryota, Viridiplantae, Streptophyta, Magnoliopsida, Asterales, Asteraceae.